CACAUUUUACCCAUAAUCCAUCACGAAGGCGCCAUUUUGAAACAUGGAUGUAAAUAAAACGGACUCAGCUGUCAUCAUGGCUUAUCAUUCAAUUUCAAUCGUCAGCCAAGUAUUAAUCACGUCAUCUUCGAUAAUCGCCAACAUGGAUACACCUCCUUCUACACCGUCAUCGUCGCAAACUUCAUAUCCAACUGUCAUGGGACGACUUGACGGAAUUCAGAGAAGUUUAGAUUCCCUCGAAAGACGAUUUCCGAAAGACCCGGCCAGCUUUUCUUCAACGCCAGUGGGCAGAAAGACCAAUUUGCGGAAAUGUCAGAGUGUGAUACGGAGGGUUAUGGAGAUCCUCCAGACUGAGAAGGACUCACCUCUUGUAGUUGAGUAUCUUGACUACAACAGUGAUUCGGUCACUGUUGCGAGAGAUCGGGUGAUUGGAGAGGUCCUGAAAAAUCACUCAGAGAAGGAAUGGGCCAACAUGGACACUUUGCGAGCAGCCUUCAAGAACAUAUGGAUCAACAAGAAAGACGACUACACCCGCAGCAUCACCGGAAAGAAAGCAGACCACAGACGAGCAGCCAGGAGGAACAAGAGAAGAACAGCAAAACUGAAGUCCCGCCAGAACUCACUGGACCAGUGCCCCAAGCCAGCAGCCUGGAAGGAACGCGUACAAGAAGUCCUCACCCGGGAGUGUACCUCUCCAGAUGUAAGCGACGAUGACCAGCCUGGGAUGAGAUGGGUUCACGAAAUACAGUGGGAGUCCACACAGAUGGUGGACAUAAAGAAGUAUUUAGACGAACGGACCGAGGCUGCUCUGAAGCAUGUGAGGAGACCACCCAAGGCCAAGCUGGAGUACGACCCGACGAGGAGCUGUGAGGAGCCCAUGCCGAAGAAGUUGCCGUCAUGGGCCAUUCGAUCCACGCAUGUGAGAGAUGCCUUGCUUGAGUCCAGCCCCAGUCAGCCUACACCAAACAGGACAAGCGAACAGUAGGUUGUAAGUAUAGAGAUCAGGUAAUUAGUAUUUUCAGGGUUUUAUCUUGGUUUGAGGUGGGUCUUUGUUAAGGGUAUACAUGGCAAAAGUACGGAUAUAUUCCGAAAAUUGAAUCAAAAUAUUAUUAAUUCAAAUUGUUGUACACGUUAGUCUUGCUCGGAAUGUUACAAAUAUUUAACACUAAAAUGCAAUCAUUUUGUUCUUGCAAAAAGUUGCCAGCCACAGGCACUUACUCGUUAGUUCCUGAGAUAAACCCUGAUUAUAUUUAUUUAGCACUAUUUGCAUUAUCAUUUGUGGACUAACACACCUUUUUAGCAUCAUUUGUUCUCACAUCUCAAUUGUCAUGUUGAUAAUGUAUUGCCAACUGCAGUCUACAGUAAGAACACUAAUGGGGAUUCCGUGUAAGAAUAUAGAUCCCCUGCAAGUUGGCAGCACCCCAUGGUUGCUGUAGGAGGUAAUUAAUUGGGUGGUCUUUGGUGUCGGUGACUUAAUUACAUGUCAUUACAUGUGCCAUGGAUUGAUGCUCAUGAUGUCAAUCAUUUGAUUGUCUGGUCUAGACUUGAUUUCUUUACAAAACGCCAUCAUGUUUUGUAAUUGAAUGUUGCUAACACCCAGCUAACACCCAGCUAACGCCACACCCAGCAUGAUGUCAUCAUGAGCAUUGAUCUACGCAAUUGGUAUACAACAUGCAUCAACCAAGUCAGCUUGUCUGACCACCCCAUCCCUUAAGUCGCCUCUUGCGACAAGCAUAGUCGCCUAAACUACAGCAAAAACAUGUUUAUUCAUCAUUAGAAACUAGUUACGAGUAACCAUGACACAGAUUGAGAUAUGUUAAGGUGGGGCUUCACUGUAUUGGGCUAGAUGUAAACUUGUAAUAUUAUGAAGCAAAUGAAAUAACACUGCAUUGUUGAGAUCAUUUCAUAUUUCCUCCUACUUUGAGUGAGUAUGGUUUUAGGGCGCCUUUAGCAGUAUUUCAUCAUCGGAAAAUGCACUUCACACUUUGAACCCAUGUGGGGAAUCGUACCCAUGGCUUUGGUGCGACAGGCCAACGCAUUAACUGCUUUGCUCUUUCAUUGACAACUUAUGUAGCCGUUACAAGACAGGAAAGUUUCUAUUGAGUAAACAGAAAGAAAUUGUUACCUUCAAAUAAAAUUAUUUGUGCUACAAAUUCAGAUUUUCUGUCUGAGAAAUUGUUGAAAUGCCUCCAUUAAAUGGUUUUCAAGAUUUAAUCAGACAAAAAAUCAGAAAGAUUGUCAUUUAUUGUAUCAUUAUGUUUGUUAUCAUUGAUUAUGAUAAUACAUAAUGAUAUUUCAAAUGUCAUCCUACCCGAUUCCAUAUUGGAUUUCAGUCAAGUGUAGGCCCUCAUUAUCACAGUAGGGUGUGAGCCCCAACAUGAGAUAAGGGUGUGUGACGAGGCCACACAUUAACCACUAGACUACCCCACCGCCAAAUCUUACUUUGACAACUUGUCAACUGAUGUAGUUUCAAAACAGGAACAGUUUCUAUUGAGUAUACUCAGAGAAAUCCUUACCUCAGAUGAGAUUACUUUGUGAUACAAAUUAAGACUAAAGAUUUUUUGUCUGUUGAAAUACCUUUUUCAAGUUUGAAUCACAGACAAAAAAUCUGAUACAUUUAUUGUAUCAUUGUUCAUUUAUGUUUGUUAUCAAUGAUUUUGCGAAUACAUAAUGAUAUUUGGUAGGAUUGUGGGUUCGAAUCCUGGUUCUAGGUUUGUCAGCACCAUACCCGUGCUCGUGGGUUUCACCGAAGUGGUAAACGUCUGAGACCUGCAUCACUUCGAGCUUUCCUCCCACAUAAGCUGAUACGUCACGAUAUUACUGGAAUACUAUUAAAAGCGGCAUUAAACCCAACUCACUCCCAGUAUUUGUCUGAUCAAGGAUAAGUUAUUUUCAGGUCACUGUAAUGUAACUGGUAUAUUGCUUAGUGUUUUUUUCUUAUUUUGCAUUCUCUCUCUCUCUCUCACUCUCACACUAUUUUGUUUGAUACUAACUAGUAUUCUUCAUAAUGCACAUUAGAAUAGCAUUUGAUUUACAUUUUAAUUUAUUUAUCCAAUUUUAUCAAUUAAGUCUCAGGGAUUCAAGGUUUGCAUAGGUCUUCAGUACCUUAUGUUUGCCUAUAAUGCUUCUAAAUGGAUUGGGUGGUCAAUAGCAAUGAUUUUGUAGAUGGUGUGACAAUGUACCAUGGUGGUGUACGACAUUACAUCUAUCACUGGUUUCUCUGGUUUAGACUCACUACUGUACAGGUCACUGCCAUGUAGCUGGAAUAUUGCUGAGUGUCAUUGAGCAUUCACUCACUCAUUUUCCUUUCGUACUCAUAAGUAUUUCUCACAUUGCACACUAGAAUAGCAUUUGCAUUAUUUGUUGAGUUGUUUAAUUUUAAUGUGUCCUUGCACAUUAUAUCACUGGAUUGUCUGGCUUUGCUUCGAUUAUUUACAUACCAACAUAAUUUAGCUGGAAUAUUGCUGAGCUGAUUUACAAAAACUGACAAAUCAAACCUUCAUGAGAACACAAUUUGUCAUCUUCCUAGAGAAGCCAUUGUGUAUAGUUGAUUAUGAAUAGUACUUAUUUAUUUAUUAUCCUAUUUAUUUCAUGCAUAUAACCAACCAAUUUCUUUUCAGUACAUUAGUGCAAUAACUGUCUAUGUGGAUGUCUUUUUCUUGUGAAGUGUGAGUGAAUGUGCUUGAGUGCUCUUUAUGUUGUGAACAUGAUAACUAUGAUCAACUACUGUGUUUAUAUAGUAUGGCAUUAUUUAUUCAAUUUCACCCAGACCAAUCUAAUAACUUUUAACAUUGUCGUAAGAGGCGACUAACAAGAUCAGGUGGUCAGGCUCGCUGACCUGGUUGAUGCCAAUUGCAUUGAUCGAUGCUCAUGAUGUCAAUCACUGGAUUGUCUGGUCCAGACUCGGUUAUUUACAGACCGCCGUGCUAUAGCUGGAAUAGUGCUGGGUGCGGGGUAAGAAAUUACAAAUAGGUUGUGAGUAUGUGAACUUGUGCGUGCUUGUUAUUUAUUGUGUCAGUUAAUGGAAGUCAUAGUUCACCAUGGCUAUUUGUCACUAUCAUGUGAAUACUGUUAAAUCUGUGAUAUGUACAUACAAAAUAUAAUUACUAAUAAAUGAAAUAUAUAUCUUAA
Molecule: messenger RNA, 4131 nt
Organism: Haliotis rufescens (red abalone)
Lineage: Eukaryota; Metazoa; Mollusca; Gastropoda; Lepetellida; Haliotidae
Exons: 6
Coding region: 44-985 (313 amino acids)
Source: RefSeq, a predicted model, not a curated record